AUGGAUGUGAGGAGAGUUUUGGCUUUUUCAUUGCUGAUGCUCAGUGUGUUGACUUCUGCAUCCAGAGUGCUUGGAGGCCAACAUAUAUGCAAGAGGGGCACCAACAAGCCCUGCUACAAAAUUGGCUACUUUGAGAAUAGCGGGCACAAGCUAAACUUUGAGGAUGCACAGAGAGCAUGCAAAAGGGAUGGAGGAGAGCUGCUCAGCAUCGAGUCACCGGCAGAGCAAAGUCUCAUCGAAGGCUUUAUUCAGGAGCUGAAACCUUCAGAUGGUGACUUUUGGAUCGGUCUACGCAGAGAGCCAAAUUACGAGGAAAGCAGCAUUGACUGCAAGUCUCAGUACUACUGGCUGGAUGGCAGUCGAUCAAAUUUCAGGAAUUGGCACAUAGAUGAGCCCUCCUGUGGUUACGAGGUGUGUGUGGUGAUGUACCACCAACCAUCAGCUUCUUCAGAUGAGGGAAACAGGUACAUGUUCCAGUGGAAUGACGACAACUGUGAGACGAAGAACAAUUUCAUUUGCAAGUAUACCAGAGAUAUCUUUACGACAAGAAUGACGGCGGCGACGGAAGUCGCCAGAAAGCCGUCAUCGACUGUUGUGAUGAGCGGUGUGGUUGUUCAACCUACAGAUAACGUAAUGAACAUUGUUUACAUUAUACUCCCUACGAUACCUCUACUGCUGCUCCUGAUCGUAGCAAAUGGAGUUUUCUGCUUCAAGCUGUUCGCUAAAAGACGAAGAAAGCAAACAGAGACUACGGUAGAUAAGAAUGGAACCUGGGCCCCAGGAGAGAGAUGCAGCAGCCCGAGUCCAGAUGUGUACAAAGUGAUCCGGAGGCAGCAUGAGAUUGACCUGAGCGACACCCGUCCUCAAACCAAAAACACCUCCUUCCUGGGCUCCUCCCCAGACACACCGACUGACGAGUAUGACAAUCUUGGAGGCAAAGACACCGAGAGUGGUUUUGUCACACUGGCCAGCACGGAGAGCGGCUUCGUCACCAACGACAUGUACGAGUUCUACCAGAACAGGUCCAGCACCAGGUACCACCGAGAAAACAGCUGGCUGGAUAACGAGCUCUACAGCUACUGAACAAGACUUUAUCCUAACACAAUAUUUGUGUUGCCUCGAGUCUGGGAUGUCCUCAGAAAUUCCAAAGAAUAGCAUAAGACCUAUUUCCGUCGUCCAUGUCAAUGGGCACUGAGCUGAGAAAUAAACAGCAGUGAGCUUGGCAUCUUGUAGUCAGUUGAGCAUUAUUUCUGAUUGAGUCUCCUAUGGCAGGCAAAAACAAAAAAGGCUCCGAAUCUCAGAUAAUCUAAGAUACUGAUCAGCUCUCUGUCUCUG
Messenger RNA from Tachysurus vachellii, 1335 nucleotides. It is a transcript of the gene layna, whose product is annotated as layilin a. Gene Ontology annotation, molecular function: hyaluronic acid binding. Lineage: Eukaryota; Metazoa; Chordata; Actinopteri; Siluriformes; Bagridae. Bases 1 to 1083 code for a protein of 360 amino acids. The transcript has 6 exons. The record is from RefSeq and is a predicted model, not a curated record.